Molecule: messenger RNA, 2204 nt
Organism: Stomoxys calcitrans (stable fly)
Lineage: Eukaryota; Metazoa; Arthropoda; Insecta; Diptera; Muscidae
Exons: 3
Coding region: 131-2035 (634 amino acids)
Cellular component (GO): nucleoplasm
Source: RefSeq, a predicted model, not a curated record
GCUUCGUCUAACACAGGCUCGUAUUCUCUAUAGAUAGACGCCUUGUGAAAUCGAUAGUGUUGUAUGUCGUUGUUUAUAGAGCUUUAUUAUUUUAAAGCAAAAAUUUUCAAUAAAUUUUAAACUGGAAAGGAUGCCACCUCCAAGACCGCGAAGUAUCGGGUGUAAUACGGGAAUUGCUCCAGUUAGGCCAAAUCCUAAUACACCAAUGUCAGAACGGCAGCAAAUGGCCCUCUUAAUGCAGAUGACCUCUUCUUCAGAUAAUACGCGCGUUUCCCAAAAAUGUAAAGAGUAUAAAAAGGAAGAAGAUGCAAAUGAAUUCCAAAUUGUUGAAAAAUUCGAUUUAAAGGACAAACUGGAGGAUGCAAGCUUUGAGACAAAGAAGGAUUCUAAUUUUGACCUUAUUCCUGCACCUGAGACUUCAUCGUCUAAUGUAAUGAAAAGAAACUAUUCUGAUAUUGAUGAGGAAGAUUGCGACGAUGCAGAAGAUAUAAAAAAGAAAAGAAGGAAGGAUUUAGACACGGGUAAAGACACCAAAACAGUCAAUUCGACUUUACGUUUUCCAAAUCGGUUGGAUAAAAAUUUUAAACAAAUAAAUAGCACGAAAACAUCUUUGGUAAUGAGCAAAACAACCAACGUGUGUGAAAAAGAAGAUGGGUUUAAGUCCAAGCCUCAAGACGCAGACAUAGAUGAUGAAGAUUCAAAGAACGACUCUUUGUGCAGUGGCGGUCUUAAGGUUCCUCCAUUGAAGAUUGUUAUUCCUCAACAAAAUUGUACUAUUGAUGCAGAAGGCGGAGGAUCGAGAGCGGGUAAACUAAAUACUACAAGAAACGCUGCUUUGCCAUAUGUAGUGAGUUCUAAUACAGAAUCCAGCGACAGAGAUUUGUCAGUACCAAAUACCAGCCCUCAUGAUAGUCCAAUAAAAAUAAAUCAUACGUGUUUAACAGAUGAUAAAAGUUGUAAACUGUUAAACGAGGAGAAAAAUCUACGAGUGCUGAGAAGUGCUCACAGAGUUGGUCUGACGACUAAUGAUAGAAAUUCUAACAAUUCCUCUCCGCAAAUCUCUAGCAACUCUCCAUCGCCAGCCUCAUCAUCUGCUAAUGAUCCAGUGGAGGGCAAAAUGGCAUAUGUAAAUAGUAGUGGGAGUCCUCCUCAUCAAAACAUUUCUUAUGAGCCCGAUGGUAUAUCAAAUAUUCCAAGCCCGUCUACUUCAUCGACUUCAUCAUCGAAAGAUGUUUUAACUAACAACGUGGAGCUACAUCCUAGAAAACGGAAAAUAAGAGCAAAGACGGAGGAAGUAAAAUCAACAACUGGAAGCUCAGAUAUUGUGUUAUGCUCAGAUUCGCAUCCUCACGAUUUACCUUUUACUAAUUGUUUUCAAAUGUAUAUGAACAUAAGAAAACAAGUAGAAAAAAAGUGGAGAAACGUACUACCCGUCAAACCAAGGGCACCACAGGGAUUUAAUGAGUAUUUAUCUAAUACAAGAAAUUACCUUUUACAAUCGAAUCAAAAUAUACCGGUUUCUAAUUUGCCAAAAACAAUUUCUACUCAAAUGAAGGAUAUAUAUCUUAUUCAAGAAAGAGAUCGUGUGGAACUACACCGCCGCCAUCUUGUGGAGAAGGAAAAACUGUGUUUAAACGUAGAACAAGAAAUAAUUAGAAUCCACUCCAAAGCAGCAAGAAAUAUGGCUUGCCAGUCGUUGUCAUUUUCUGUGUGUUCAUAUAUGAAAGAUGAUGAAGUUUACAAUAUUUUAUCGAAUGAACAAGAGGAUAAAGAAAGAAACGCACGGUCCAGGUUCAAUGGACGUUUACUUCUAAGUUGGCUUCAAGACGUUGAUGAUAAAUGGGAAAAAAUAAAGGAAUCUAUGGUCUUGCGUCAUCAUAAUGAAGCUGAGAGUUUACACGCGGUGCAAGUAAUGGAUUGGGAAUCUGCUUUAAAAAAGUUCGAACUAUUAGAUCUUGAUAACCAACCUUGUAUUGAUAGUGAACACGUCCCUAUAGUCCAUGUUAGUGAUGACUUCGACCUUUUGCCAGCAUAAAUAAAAAGCUAUAAAGAAAAACAUCAGUUGCUGUAUUUCACAUAAGUAAAAUGUGUUUAAAAAGAAAAAUAAAUGACAGAGGGUGUAAUUACUAAGGAAUUAAAUUCUACAAAGGCUGGUUCUAUGUUCGCAAAUAGAUUAACAAUAAACAAGAUAAACAAAGGAUAAA